Messenger RNA from Sciurus carolinensis (gray squirrel), 1857 nucleotides. RefSeq names its product odd-skipped related transcription factor 1 (gene Osr1). Gene Ontology annotation, cellular component: nucleus. NCBI's taxonomy places the organism in Eukaryota, Metazoa, Chordata, Mammalia, Rodentia, Sciuridae. The record is from RefSeq and is a predicted model, not a curated record. Gene Ontology annotation, biological process: regulation of transcription by RNA polymerase II; urogenital system development; embryo development. Gene Ontology annotation, molecular function: DNA-binding transcription factor activity, RNA polymerase II-specific; RNA polymerase II transcription regulatory region sequence-specific DNA binding. The transcript has 3 exons. Bases 299 to 1099 code for a protein of 266 amino acids.
GCUCGGCCUCUCCCCAGUACGUUCCCAGCAGCUUCGGUUCAGAACCAGCGAGGGAACCGGGAGCGAGGCUUCCCAUCCGCCGGCAGGCAGGACUCCCGGGCGGCUGAGCGCUCCCUCGUGUCGGGCGCUCGGAGUCCCGGCGGCUGGAGAGGGGUCAGGACUCCAGAACGCCAGGCGUGUCUGUGGGCUUCAGCGCCUGUGGCUUCCCGGGUCCCGCGCAGCGAGCCGCAGAGACGCACUCAGCACCAGGACCACCGCGGAACGAGAUCGAGAUUGAGAACCCUCUGCAACUACCACAAUGGGCAGCAAAACUUUGCCAGCUCCGGUGCCCAUCCACCCGUCCUUGCAGCUCACCAACUACUCCUUCCUUCAGGCAGUGAAUGGCCUUCCCACAGUGCCCUCGGACCACCUGCCCAAUCUGUAUGGGUUCAGUGCCUUGCACGCUGUGCACCUGCACCAGUGGACGCUAGGUUACCCAGCCAUGCAUUUGCCCCGCUCCUCUUUCUCCAAAGUGCCGGGUGCCGUAUCCAGCCUGGUGGACGCGCGCUUCCCGCUGCCGGCCUUUCCUUGGUUCCCUCAUGUCAUCCAGCCCAAGCCAGAGAUCACCGCGGGAGGCAGCGGUCCAGCGCUCAAGACCAAGCCGCGCUUCGAUUUCGCCAACCUGGCCCUGGCCGCCACGCAAGAAGAUCCGUCCAAGCUUGCCCGAGGGGAGGGUCCAGGCUCCCCAGCAGGUGGGCUAGGUGCCCUCCUGGACGUGACCAAGCUGUCCCCAGAAAAGAAGCCCACGAGGGGACGCCUGCCUUCCAAGACCAAGAAAGAGUUCGUUUGCAAGUUUUGUGGCCGCCACUUCACAAAGUCCUAUAACCUACUCAUCCACGAGCGGACGCACACGGACGAGCGGCCCUACACCUGUGACAUCUGCCACAAAGCCUUCCGGAGGCAAGACCACCUACGGGACCACAGAUACAUUCACUCCAAAGAGAAACCUUUCAAGUGUCAAGAGUGCGGGAAAGGAUUCUGCCAGUCCAGGACUCUCGCUGUCCACAAGACGCUACACUCACAGGUGAAGGAGCUCAAAACCUCCAAGAUCAAAUGCUAAACAGCCUCUGGGCCACCAGGACCCUGGGUCACGCUGCCCCCUCCUCCAGAGGAACCCGAAGCUGAAGGCGACUCUGGCGGGCAGCGGGAGGGGCGCGUGGGACUCCCCCCACCCCAACAAUGUCCCCUGGGUCCCCGGCACACGCGGCACUACAGAGCCCCGCCCGGGGCCAUGACCCUGACCGCCCGGGCGGUUCCCCCAGGACGCGGCUUAACUUUGGGCCAAAAGGCGGUACUCACGUGGCGGAAGGGAAACUGCAUUAAAAAAAGAACGAAAGCUCCGUGGAGACGCAGCGGCGCCUCUCCCAGAAGUAUUACUUUUUCUAUUGUUAUUUUGUACGUUUUCUUUAUUAUUAUUAUUUUUUUUCUUUGACCAUAUAAGCUUGUAACUGACUGCGGAGAGGAGAGAGGAAAAGAAGUUCUGCGCGCCCGCAACUUCUAACUCCUCCUCCAGUCCCCAUCCCCACCCCCGGGAGCCUGCAAAAGUAUAAUCGGUGUAUCUGCUUCAGCCGCCCGGCCCCAGGGACCGCGGGCCCGGAGCGCCGGCUCCCAGCUGCUGCCGCGAAGCCGGCCGAGGGCUCCCGGACUCGGAUGGCGAGGCGGGGAUCUCGCGCCCGGGGCCGGAGGAGCCCGGCCGCGGCCGCCCUGCUCCACCGCUGCGUCACCGCGAGCGAGCAGCCGGCCAGGAGCCGGGCGUUGUAUUGCGACUGGCACUUUAUGCUGACCAUCGGUAACGGACAUUUAUCACUGGAGUUGUUU